CAAGAGCUUGACGGAGGUCGGCGCAAGUUGGUCUGGCCGGCGAAUAUCGGACGGAUGUGUCUCCUCUCCCGGACAACAUGUCAGUGCCCUUGAACUUGUUGCGCUUCCUGGUCUUAUCAGCUGCUCUGAGCCUGACAGUUUUAAGGCAGAACCUCGUACGAGGACAACUAGGUGACGGCUGCGGGCACACAGUUAUUGGCCCUGAAAGUGGCACUUUAACUUCCAAGGGCUACCCUGGCACCUACCCGAAUCACACAUCAUGCAGGUGGGAGCUGGAUGUCGGUCUGGGGAAGAGUAUCAUGUUGAUGUUUAGCGACUUGGACAUCGAGAACACAGAGAACUGUUCGUCUAAUUCUGUGCGAAUCUAUGCUUUGGCUACCAACAGCAGCUAUGGUCCUUACUGCAGAAAAAUGAACAGAGACCUGCCAAGAAUACAACUACCGUCCAGUGCAGUAAUUGUGCAGUUCCAAAGCACCACUCAUCGAACUGGAAGAGGAUUUCUGCUCUCGUACGCUACGACCGACCACUCAGAUAUGAUUUCCUGUUUGGAUAAAGGAAUCCAUUAUUCUCAGCAGUCUUUCACCAAAUAUUGUCCGGCAGGCUGUAAAGGUGUUAGCGGCGAUGUCUGGGGAAACCACCAGGAGGGCUAUCGUGAUACAUCAGUUCUGUGCAAGGCGGCUGUACACGCAGGAGCAAUAGCAGAUGAGCAGGGAGGCCAGGUGUCAGUGACGCUGAAGAAAGGCAUCACUCUGUAUGAAGCUGCUUCUGCAAAUGGGAUUAUAACCAGGAGGGGUCCCUUGUCUGAGAAACGCAUCAAGAUUAACAAAGAUUGCAGCAAUGUUCUGGACAGCAGGCACUUUACCGCCUCGUCCUCCUGGGCGGAGAGGAACAGCAUUGGAGAGUUGACUAUCUGGUCCCCUGACAAAGCUCAGACCAGCAGUAAAGGACCCCCCUGGGCGUGGGCCGCCAGCUCUCGCAGCAGUGAAGAGUGGCUGCAGAUAGACUUGGGAGAGCGGAAGAACAUCACAGGGAUUGUGACCAAGGGCAGCACCAACAAUGGGUAUAACUUUUAUGUGAAGACAUACAAGAUUUCCCACAGUAAGGAUGGAGGAAACUGGAGAUUCUACAGGUGCAAGAACAGCAAGGAAGACAAGAUCUUUCAAGGAAACGUGAACAACGAUCAGCUCGUUCGCAAUAACUUUAUCCCGUCGAUUGUGGCGCGGUACAUUCGUGUCAUUCCGCAGCAGUGGCACGAAAGAGUAGCUCUGAAGGUGGAGGUGCUGGGCUGCAAGCCGUCACCAAAGAGCCGCAAAGCUGCUGCUCCGCGAAGCCCAAGACCUCUGCCAAAGCCAACCGACGUUCCUGCAGAAAGCAGCACUCCACCAGAUCAGCUAAUUGUAGAGGAACAUCUGCCAGGUUUAAAUUUGAUUGUGGUACUUAUUUCGGUUAGUUUUCUGGUAAUAAUAGCAACAGCACUCCUAUUACUGUGUGUGUUCUGGAAAAGAAGGAAAUCUGGAAAAAGGAUGCACUGUUCAUCCCUAAAAGUUUGUGAUACGUCAGUGAAAGGGCAGAACUGUCACAGGAGUCAACUGCAGCCAACUGAGUCAGAUAUCAUCACCUUCACCAGUGAGGAGGGCUCAUGCAGGAGCAUCACUGGAAACACCUUGUCAGUAGAUUAUGCAGAACCAGACAUUCUUCAGGGUGGAAUUACAGCCCAAAAGGCCUCAUCGACAUUCAAACCUCCAAAUGACGACGGUUACACCAUUCCACUUGUUGUGAGUCACUAUGACGUUCCAUUCUCAUGCAAGCACCACGAGUACGCUGAACCAUUUCUGAACCAGGAACCAGAAUAUGCGACUCCGUUUGUUGAACCAAGUGCAGAGGCAGAAACGUCCACAAAGAAAAAUGUCUGCAUAGUAAAGGUUAUCCCACCUGUGCAAGAAACACUUUAAAAGCCUUGGUAUGUCCAGUGCUUUGCAACACUCACCUGACCAUUAAACUGAUCUGUGUCGUGAACUGAACCAUCAACAAGGUGGGCAUGAAGCAGCCCAGCCAACUAGGAAAGACAGAAUGGAAAGCAAGUUACAUCAAAAGAAAGUCAUCAAUGUCUGAUGAUUCUGUGAUGCUGGUGUACCAUUAAGCACUAUGACUUGUGAAUAAUCGGCAUGCGUAGGUUUUAAAACCUACAUCACGUUCCCGAGCAAUGAAGGAAGUUGACAAUACAGCAAUAUUUAUGCAGUCAGGUUUAAAGGACAUGAACUGGGGGCAAACCGUUGUCUCUGGCAGUAGAUCCAGAGCAAGCAGACUGCAUGAUUACAUUCAAACCACUGUGAAAGCUUUGAACUCUAUAAAUGCAAUGCUGUCUCCAAUAAGGAAAGUUUUUGCAACCUCUAUUUAAUGUAUUUUUUAAAAUAUUAUAUAAAAGCACUUCGUAAAAUAGGAUUGGAUAGUUACAUUGCAUUAACUGCUAUCCAUAUCUGUUACAGAAUUUUUUUUUGCUACCAAAAAACUGCUGGAUUAUCUAAAUGGUAAUUAAAUGAUUUGUAUUAAUAAAAUGCAGAAUCUAAGUUUCUGUUUAACCUUGUUCUAUUGCUCAAAGUGAUAGGAUUUGGACCUCUUGAAGUCUGAAAGUAUUUAUUUACUGCCCAUUAGGCCGCUGUCAUUUAGAGCAGCAAUGAAGGUCCUCCAUCUGUCUGUCUUUGGCCACAUAAACGUUGCUGUUUCUGUAGCAAUUUUGUUUUACCCGUCAAGGUUGUUAGCCCUAAGCUGAACCUCCGAAUCUGACGGA
This is a messenger RNA of Mobula hypostoma (lesser devil ray), 2788 nucleotides long. Its product is annotated as discoidin, CUB and LCCL domain-containing protein 1. Gene Ontology annotation, molecular function: signaling receptor activity. NCBI's taxonomy places the organism in Eukaryota, Metazoa, Chordata, Chondrichthyes, Myliobatiformes, Myliobatidae. The record is from RefSeq and is a predicted model, not a curated record. The transcript has 15 exons. Gene Ontology annotation, cellular component: plasma membrane. The coding region runs from base 78 to 1952 and encodes 624 amino acids.